Messenger RNA from Drosophila grimshawi, 1537 nucleotides. RefSeq lists its product as uncharacterized. The transcript has 4 exons. NCBI's taxonomy places the organism in Eukaryota, Metazoa, Arthropoda, Insecta, Diptera, Drosophilidae. The record is from RefSeq and is a predicted model, not a curated record. The coding region runs from base 35 to 1435 and encodes 466 amino acids.
UAAAAAGUGGAAAGUUUGCGAUUUGCACGGUAAAAUGUCGCUAACUAUAGUUAAAUAUCGCAAGACACCGGAAGGAAUUGUGCCCAUAACGCCCAGUGUGGUAUUCCGGUCUAAAGGGCCACUGCAGCCACAACAAAUGUUAAAGAAGCUAACAGGCACAAGCAUUGCGCUCGGCAAGAUACCAGCCGGUUCUCCCAUCAAGCCGAGUAUGAAACGAGUCGCUUAUACAUCAACUGGUGCUCCACUGGUCAAGACACCGAAAUAUGUACUGCAGUCAGGUAGCUAUGCGGGGACAUCUACUUGGUCAACACCUCUGCUCAACAUUAAAAAGGAAUCGCUAGGCGAUGCGAUCAGUUCCCUGCCACCCAAUACGAUAAUCAAGGCAACGACAAGACAACCGAUAGUUACGAGCGCCACCACCUCAUCCUUCCCAACCUAUGCUGCACCUGCACCAGCGCCCGCUGUGGCUUCAGCUGUGCGACAAGCGGUGUUCCUCAAGCGCGAUAUGCAGCAACGAACGAUGCGCAGCAUGACAUUGAGUGCGAUUGAUAUGGCCUCCAUGCUGCAUCUGGGCAUCUCCAGUUCACAUUUGCCACUGUUCAAGCGUCACAUUUGCAAGUUUGCCAAUUUGCCGCAUCUGGACUGUUGCAUAACGCUGCGUAAGCUGCGUCUCAACGAACCCUUCACGUUGCUCGCCGAGCUCUUCGAGCUGUGCGAAUCGGAUGUUGAGCAAACAUUUAAACGCACCCUGAGUAGGCUGACACGCUGUCUGCGUCCGCUCAUUCGCUGGCCCGAUGGCAAGCAUUACUCGGAGCGCCUCAAACAUUUGCCACUGGCCUACAGAGCCAACCUGUUGCAUGUCCGCUCGUUGAUUGAGUGCGUCGAGACGGAUGUGAGUGAAACGCUUAAUUUCGGUUGCGCCAGCUACAAGUUUAUACUGUGCCUCAAUACGAAUGGAAUUAUCAGCUUUGUGUCGGAUGCCUUUCGUGGUGAUUGCGACGACCUGCAGCUGUUUGAGGCGAGCCAAUUUAAGGACGUCAUACCCAAAUAUCUAACACUGUGCGCGGAACCAGGCAAGUCAGUCAAACGCUUGCCCAAGACUAAUGCGAUUGACGAUGAGGAUCUGGAUUAUGAUGCUCAGCCUAAACAGUCGCUGAGCAAAUACGAAGAGCAGCGUUUGAGUGGCCAGUUGGCCAACCAGCAAACGCUGUCGAUAACGGAUGGAGUACUUUCGUCCACGCGUGCCCCACAGUUGCAACUGCCAACGCUGCGCGUAAAUGAGCCCGCCUGUCGCACACAGAUGCGGCAGGCAGUCGAUAUGCUGCGUGAAUUUAAGAUGCUGGAUCAUUGUGCGUUGCAGCAAACGUCGCUUCUGGGGCACCUCAACGAAAUGUUGAUUGUCGCGGCGGCCCUCUGCAAUCUACAGCAGCAAUAAUUUUGCCUAACUUAAAUGAUUUUAACACCUGUUUUAAGGUUGUUAAACCUGCUAUUAUGUACACAAUUUGUUAAAAUAACAAUUAAAAUGUAUUUUUGUAAA